AUGUCUAACAAUACUGAGCUUAAAAUUAUUGAUAAUUCAAAUGAGUGGAUUGAUUGGAUUAAAGAAUCUAUUGUGAAAAAACAAAUAAAAUUUUAUGACUAUAAUAUUCAGGAAAUUGGUUUUGAAAAUAUUGGAAAAAUCUAUCGUAUGAAUCGGAAAAACUCUUAUAGUUAUUUAACGUUGAAAUCUUUUUUUAAUUUUAAUAUUACAGUUAAAAAAAUUAUUAAUGGAAUUAAACUUCAACGUGAAGCGGAUUUUCAUGAAAAUAUAAUUCGUUUUUAUGAAAUCCAAAACGAUAAUUCAAAAAAAUAUUUGCUGGUUAUGGAAUAUGCUGAUAGUGGUACUCUUCGAAACUAUUUAAGUGAACGGUUUGAAAAUCUAACUUGGAAUGAUAAAUUAAAUCUAGCAUUUCAAUUAACUGAUGCUUUAUCGUAUUUACAUGAUAAAGAAAUCGUGCAUCAUGAUUUACAUUCUAACAAUAUAUUAGUUUAUAAAAAUACUAUCAAAUUGACUGAUUUUGGAUUGUCAAAAAGGAUUAAGGAAUUGUUUAAUUUUCAAUCAAAUUUACUUGAAAUGAUCACCCACGUUGAUCCACGAAUUUUUAAUAGAAAAAGUGAUAGCAACAACAAAAUUAAAUUAUCAUUAAAUAAAAAGAGUAAUAUUUACAGCAUUGGCAUAAUCUUAUGGGAAAUAUCUAGUGGCCAACCACCUUUUUAUAAUGAAUUACAUGAUGUUGGCUUGGCUAUGAAAAUAUCACAAGGUCUCAGAGAAAAACCUGUUCCAAAUAUAUUCGAGGAUUAUAUAAAAAUAUAUACUGAUUGUUGGAAUAAUGAACCAGAUGAUCGCCCAACUAUCAACCAAGUUGUUACUAAAUUAAAUGCAAUUAUUUCAGAUUUUAAGCAAAACGAUUCUAAUGCAAAUAUUCAAUUAUCAAGUGAAAAACUACUUAAAUCAAAUAUUGAAGUUCCUGAAAAAAUUAUAGAUAAUUCAUUACAUGAAAAAAUGUCACAAGUUAUUCAAACUUUCAGUAGGAUAAAUAUAAAAGAAAUAGAACCUUCAAUUUUAACAAAUCUAAUCAUAAAUGAUUUUGAAACAAUGGUUAUUGAAAUCAUUUUCUUUCUCGAAAAUAUAGAAACAGAAAGGAGAAAACAUGAAAUUAUUGAUUAUCUGAAUAAUUAUAAUAUAACUUUACAGGAAAUUUAUUACUGGUUAUCAAUUAAUCAGAAUGAUUCAAAUUCAAUUUUUUUACUUGGAUUAUUUAAUCAUUUUGGAAUUGAAAUUAGUGUUAACAAACAAAAAGCAUUUGAAUUACUAUACCAAAAUGCGGCAAAUUCAGGAAAUGUUUCUGGAAUAAUUAGUUUAGGAUAUUGUCAUGAGAAAGGAAUAGGAACUAAUGUUAAUAGACAAAAAGCAUUUGAAUUAUAUCAAAAGGCAGCAAAUUUAGGAAAUUCACGUGGAAUAUAUAAUUUGGGAGUUUGUUAUAAUAAUGGAAUUGGAACUAGUAUUGAUAAUCAAAAGGCAUUUGAACUAUAUCAAAAGGCAGCAAAUUUAGGUAAUUUACUUGGAAUAAAUAAUUUAGGACAUUUUUAUUUAAAUGGACUUGGAACAAAUGUUAAUAAACAAAAGGCAUUUGAAUUAUUUCAAGUGGCAGCAAAUUUAGGAGAUUGUAUUGCUCAAUCUAAUCUUGGUUUUAUGUAUGAAAAUGGAGAAGGAAUUGAAAAAGAUAUAAAUCAAGCAAUUUAUUGGUAUCAAAAAUCUGCUGAUCAAGGAGAUCAAAUAGCUCAAGAAAAGUACGAUGAAUUAAUAAGUGAAGAGUAUUAAUUUGUAUAUAAAUUCUUUUUAGAAAUCUAGAAAAAAAUUUAUAGGAAAUACAAUAUGAAAUUAUGAAAUUAUUGGCCUGGUUAUUUUUAGAAACAAAAAAAAUCUAGCGGUAUAAUAAGUUCUUUAUAUUUUAAAAUUUUAACUAGGAAAAAAAAUUACAGGUUUAUAAUAAUGGUAUUAUUACCAAGC
Molecule: messenger RNA, 2010 nt
Organism: Rhizophagus irregularis DAOM 181602=DAOM 197198
Lineage: Eukaryota; Fungi; Glomeromycota; Glomeromycetes; Glomerales; Glomeraceae
Source: RefSeq, a predicted model, not a curated record